Molecule: messenger RNA, 721 nt
Organism: Candidula unifasciata
Lineage: Eukaryota; Metazoa; Mollusca; Gastropoda; Stylommatophora; Geomitridae
Source: the annotation of a GenBank genome assembly
CCAAGAAGAGGCCCUGCAGAUGGAACAGGAGCUGGCCAAUGAAUAUCUCUUUAGUCUGGAUCAGCUGACUGAGCUUUCUGGGUACAGCUGUGCUGUUGCUAUAGCUAGGUGCUACCCGCCGGAGAAACUUAAGAAGGACCACGCGGCCGUGCUAGUGUGCUGUGGCCCUGGGAAUAAUGGAGGCGACGGUCUGGUGUGUGCACGCCAUCUCAAACUGUUUGGAUACAAGCCAACACUUUUCUACCCCAAACAGAGCAACAAGCCGCUGUUGAAAGCUUUGGCUCUCCAGUGUGAACGUCUGGACAUCCCCAGAUUGUCCUUCUUCCCCACUGACCCCCAGUGCAUCGCCGACUCCUUCAACCUGGUCAUCGACGCCCUCUUUGGCCUCAGCUUCACACCGCCCGUGCGACCAGAUUUUGUUACCAUCGUAGACAGCCUCAUUCAGAUUCAGGAUAAGGUCCCAAUAUGUUCUAUAGAUAUUCCUAGCGGCUGGGAUGUAGACAAGGGGAACCCCGAAGGUCUACAGCCCGUCAUGCUGGUCUCCCUUGCUGUACCAAAACAGUGCGCCGCCCAGUUCAACGGGCAGAAACAUUUUCUUGGCGGAAGGUUUCUACCCUCUGGUCUGGCUCAGAAGUACGGACUCCGACUGCCAGCUUACCCCGGCACAGACCCCGUGGUGGAGCUGAAGAUCCCAGAGAAUAACACAGCCCAGCAAUCUUGA